This is a messenger RNA of Clupea harengus (Atlantic herring), 2898 nucleotides long. It is a transcript of the gene mtss2b, whose product is annotated as MTSS I-BAR domain containing 2b. NCBI's taxonomy places the organism in Eukaryota, Metazoa, Chordata, Actinopteri, Clupeiformes, Clupeidae. Gene Ontology annotation, biological process: cell projection assembly; plasma membrane organization. The transcript is spliced from 15 exons. The record is from RefSeq and is a predicted model, not a curated record. Bases 546 to 2765 code for a protein of 739 amino acids. Gene Ontology annotation, cellular component: actin cytoskeleton; cytoplasmic side of plasma membrane. Gene Ontology annotation, molecular function: actin binding; phospholipid binding.
AUUCCCAUGUAUCGAAUUAUUGCCUGCUCACUCCGCACCGCUAAGCCCAAUGCGUCUGCUGUAGUCACGGGCAGCCUCUCACUCGCCGGCUACUCUCUGUCCGACCGCUCCGCAUUUUGAUACAUCGCUUUAGCAUUAUUCUUCCCUCGACACUAACCCAACUCAAUUUCGCGACGCUCUCUAAAGAUAAGCAUGCCCAUUGCAGUGCCAUCUGCGUUCUUUGCCUCCUGUCGCGGGGACUAGACCCGGAGCUGGGGAGAGGGAGAAAAACCUCUCUCUUCUCUUACCAUCACUUGCCCAAUCUCACACGGGCAGUGGUUGCGAACCGACAGUGAAGGACAGAGUUAAUUAAAGCGUAUUUGUUUAACCUCUCUCUUUCAAACAAAUACGCGCAUCCUGCCUCUCUCUCCGGGAAUUGGUUGGUACCAGAGGAAAGAAGGAGGGGAAACAUUAAGUUUUUUGUUGUGCUGUCGUGGAAAUUAUUCGGAAGGGCUCCGUUUUCGCCUCGAAAUUGCUCUAGCUAAUAUAUUCACGAACCCUGGAUUAUGGAUGUGGAAUCGGUGGAGAAGGAGUGUGGGGCGCUUGGUGGGCUUUUCCAAGCAAUUGUCAAUGACAUGAAGUGCUCAUACCCUGUGUGGGAGGACUUCAGUGCCAAGGCCACCAAGCUGCACUCCCAGCUCCGGACCACAGUGCUGGCUGCAGUGGCCUUCCUGGAUGCCUUUCAGAAGGUGGCAGACAUGGCAACCAACACCAGAGGAGCCACCCGGGACAUUGGAUCGGCGCUAACCAGAAUGUGCAUGAGGCAUCGCAGCAUCGAGGCCAAACUGCGCCACUUCACCAACGCUCUGAUGGAAAGCCUGAUCACACCCCUUCAGGACCGCAUUGAGGACUGGAAGAAGACUGCCAACCAGCUGGAUAAAGACCACGCCAAAGAGUAUAAGCGAUCUCGUCACGAAAUAAAGAAGAAGUCCUCCGACACCAUGAAGCUGCAGAAGAAGGCCCGCAAAGAGCUGCAGGGCCGAGGGGACCUGCAGCCUCAGCUGGACAGUGCCAUGCAGGACGUGAACGACAUGUACCUGCUCAUGGAGGAGACUGAGAAGCAGGCGGUGCGGCGCGCCCUGGUGGAGGAGAGGGGCCGCUUCUGCACCUUCAUCGGUUUCCUGCAGCCUGUGGUGAAUGGAGAGAUUGCUAUGCUGGGAGAGAUCACCCACCUUCAGGCCAUUAUUGAUGACCUCACUGUGCUGACCACUGACCCCCACAAACUGCCUGCUGCCAGCGAGCAGGUAAUCAAGGAUCUGAAGGGCUCUGACUACAGCUGGAGCUACCAGACCCCCCCCUCCUCCCCCAGCAGCUCUGGAUCCAGGAAGAGUAGCAUGUGCAGCAGCGUGAACAGCGCCCACAGUAGCGCCUCUCGCUCGUCCGGAGGCUCGCAGACUCACUCACCCAGUUCGUCCUGUCGCUACCGCAGCCUGGCGCAGCCGCCACCAGGGGGAGCCCACCGCCUCAGCAGCGUCUCCUCGCACGACUCCGGCUUCAUCUCGCAGGACGCCAAUGUCUACUCCAAGCCUCCAUCGCCCAUGCCCUCAGACAUAACCAGCCAAAAAUCUUCAAGUUCGGCUUCCUCAGAGGCAUCAGAGACCUGCCAGUCAGUGAGUGAGUGCAGCUCACCUACAACGGACUGGUCCAAGCAAGGGGCCUGUGAGCAGCCUUUAGCCACCACCCUUCAGAGGAGGAAAGAGCCCAUGGACAGGCCCAGGGAGGUGGAGGCGGCCGCCGGUCUGCAUCCCGAGGACCCACAGCGGCACAGGAUGACCCCGGCCAGCAUCGCUGCCAAGCACGGGGAGGAGGUGUCUCCUGCUGCGAGUGACCUGGCCAUGGUGCUGACGCGUGGCCUGAGCAUGGAGGGCCAGAAGAGCAGCCGCGACUCCCUGCAGUACUCCAGCGGCUACAGCACCCAGACCACCACCCCAUCUUGCUCCGAGGACACCAUCCCCUCUCAAGGGUCAGACUACGACUGCUACUCUGUGAACGGUGAUGGCGAGGCAGAUGGCCAGACUGACUUUGACAAGUCCUCCACCAUCCCCCGCCACAGCAACAUCGCCCAGAACUAUCGGCGCAUGAUCCAGACCAAGCGGCCCGCCAGCACGGCUGGCCUGCCCAGUGGGAUGGGUGCCCAGGGUGGAGGGGUGGGCACCCCAGGUACCGCCACCAUCCGCCGCACCCCCUCCACCAAGCCUGGCGUGCGGCGCACCCUGUCCAACGCCGGGCCCAUCCCCAUUAGGCCGCCCAUCGUGCCUGUGAAGACGCCCACUGUGCCAGACUCGCCGGGCGGCUACCCGGGUCCGCCGGUACGCGUGGGCAGCGAGGAGUGCGUGUUCUUCACGGCGGACGACGCCACGGCAGGGGCGCUGGAGUACGUCAAGGCCUCGCCCAAGCGCCUCAGCCUGCCGAACACGGCCUGGGCGAGCGGCGGCGGCAUCGAGAUGAGCGUCUACGGCCACGGCGGCCAGCAUGAGGAGGACCAGCUGCUGGCUGCCAACCGCCACAGCCUGGUGGAGAAGAUCGGCGAGCUGGUGGCCAGCGCCCACGCCCUGGGCGAAGGUCAGUUCCCAUUCCCCUCACUGCCCGAUGACCCGCCGCCGGGCCCUACCGGGCAGCACCAGUCCAGGGCGCGUGCCGGCGAGGACAUGCUGGUGACCAUCCGGCGUGGCAUCCGACUCCGCAAGACCGUCUCCAACGACAGGUCAGCGCCGAGGAUUUUGUGAUGGUCUUCACCUAAAGGGGGGAGAAGAAAGCGAAAGCCUCUACCCUCCAACCCACUGCGCUCUGACUCUGUAGAGAAUGACGUAAUAAUAAAAAAAAAGAGUCGUUAGAGUAAAGAAAUAAUAAUAAAAAAAA